UAUCCUGCUCUUGGGUGAGAGCAAAGAAAGUUUGUAGAGGGCUCAACUGAGUAAAAGGCGGGGCACCUAGGAUAAUGACUGGGUGUGGCCCCGCCAGCCCUGGGAGUGGUCCCUGGCCCCACUCCACCCCUGGCCGCCGAUAGAGCAUCUCCUGUCUAGCCAGGACAGAUUGUAGAGAGACCCAGGAGACAGCAGGAUGAAAGCCCACGAGGGUCCUUUCGGUGGCAAGUGCUCCCAAGCCCUCCUGGAGGUGCAGGACCCAGCCUGCCUGCAUCCCUGGUGGUAUCUUUCAGAAUUCAGUCUCCUGGCGGCGUAGCCCAUCCUGAUGGCGGGGAACAAAGGAAGAGGGCGGGCUGCCUACACCUUUAACAUCGAGGCUGUGGGCUUCAGCAGAGGUGAGAAGCUGCCUGACGUGGUGCUGAAGCCACCCCCCGUGUUUCCCGAUACAGAUUAUAAGCCAGUGCCACUGAAAACAGGGGAAGGUGAAGAUUACAUGCUGGCCUUGAAACAGGAGCUGAGAGAAACAAUGAAAAGGAUGCCUUAUUUCAUUGAGCCGCCCGAAGAGAAGCAAGACAUUGAAAGGUACAGUAAAAGAUGUAUGAAGGUAUACAAAGAAGAGUGGAUACCAGAUUGGAGAAGAUUUCCAAGAGAGAUGAUGCCAAGGAAAAAAUGCAAAAAAGCAGGCCCAAAAUCCAAAAAGGAGAAAGCUACUGGCCAAGGCACUGCCCUCACUUCUACUGCAGACGUCUUGAAAAAAAUUGAGGAACUGGAGAAGAGAGGCGAUGGUGAGAAAUCAGAUGAGGAAAACGAAGAGAGAGAAGGCAGCAAAGAGAAGGGUAAAGAUGGCGACGAUGAGGACGACGAAGAAGCUGCGGAGCAGGAGGAGUACGACGAAGAAGAGCAGGAGGAGGAAAAUGACUACAUUAACUCAUACUUCGACAAUGGAGACGAUUUUGGCGUAGACAGCGACGACAACAUGGAUGAAGCAACCUACUAGCCGUGAAGUUCGUCAGAAAAUGUUCUUAGGAUGCGGCUUCUCAGCAUUCAGACUUGAUUUUUUUUUUUUUUUUUUUAAUUUCUGAUAAGGAGUGAAAGCCUGUUUUACUUUUGUUAUCUUUUGGUUAGACAGUUACUAAUACUCGUAACCAAAACAUUCAGAACCACUUUACUGUAGUAGUAGUUACCGUGUACAAAUGAGUCUCUGACACGCCAACAUUCCUUCUAGAUACCUCUGCCAUUCCUAUAGGUUUUCUCAUGGAUUGACUUUUGUUAAUGCCUAAUGAGUUUUUGCAUCUCUUAAUCGAUGCAUCCAUACUUGAACAAACCGUUCUUGUUUAACUGCUGAUCUUUUGUACAAAUAUGAUUUGUCAUAAUGGAUUUCUAUAAUCUGCAAAUUGAUUUAAUACAGCACAUAGAGCACUUUAAAAAAAACAACAGAAACUUGAAAAUAAUUUUAUUUUCUACUUGUACAUGGUAUGUUCCAUACCACUACAUUAAUGACAACAUUAACCCACCUAAGCUGUAAACAUGUAUGAACUUCAAAGAGGUUAGAAGUUUUGUGAUUGAAAACAUCCCCAUGGGAAGACAGGCCACUCUGAGCAAGUUUAUGGGAGAGAGAAUUAAAAGCUUUUUUUGGUGGAAAAUAUUUUUGAAGUUGUACAUACAUGAAAUUAACCACCCCACUGUAGUAAGUUUAACAUCUUCGAAUAGUUGGGCUCAUGGAGAAUGAAAGUGAGACAUCUUAGUUUUGUACUUUACCUAAGUAUGGAGUACUGGUCGCGCUGCGGAAUGCAUGUGUAUGAACCCUGACGCGCCCGGGCCUCUCGGGUCCCAUCACCACACAGAAUGAACUCAGGUCAUUUUCAAAUGAACUUGUUUGUGUGACUUCAAAGCUAGCCCCAACCCCAGCCUUUAUCUAUUUUGAGGGAGCACACCCCCAAACUGCAGCCUCCAAAGACUCACAGAUGCCAAAGAUUUUCAAGGGAGCUCGUAUUUCAAAGACAAUUUAUAUUACUCACCAAAUGCAAUCAAACUCUUUUUCCUCCUUUGGGGAGCUAUCACCUGUUACCCUCUAACCCAAGAGGCAGAGCCACCUGUGCUGUGAAACUCAGCCUCAAAACUGAGUUUGGCCAAGUUCUGUGCCUUAGUUUCUCUUGUAAAUGAUGUCAUGUAAAAACCGCAUACCCAUGAACCAAGGUCUACCAAAUGCAGAGAUGAUUGCUCUAAGUUUGGUUGUCACCCUCUGAGACAAUUAGAGUUUGGGAAGUAACCAAAAGCAUGUUUUCUUCACAAAGAUGUAUGAUAAUCUGAUUUUCCCAUCUUGCAUUUGUGGGGAAAACUGGAGCGAAUUUGUAUCACCUUGUGCCAUUUUGCAACACGACUUUCUCAGGACAAAGACCACUUCCAAUGGCAGUGCUUCCUUCAGUGAUUCAGAUGGGUGUGUGAGGCCCCCCCCCCCAUCUUAUCAGGUUAGUGCUGUGUUGAUCCUAUGUGAACUCCUUCUUGUGUAAGCAAAAUUGUCAAAAAUGUUUAAAAUAGGCUAUUUUUAAAGCAGCCAUCUACUUACUGUACAUAAUGAAAACCCCACAUGGGGUUUUCAGUAGUAAUGAGAUGGUGUUGUCAUAUGGGAACAUUCAUUAACACAGGUGUUUCGUCCUGUCACCUUAUACCAGAAUCAAGUACCAGUUCUGGUUAAAUGCUUUAUUAUCCAUCUGCAGGUAACGGCUUCCACCAGGCAAAUGCAAUGAAGAUGAAGGUGUUUCUUUUCCUAGCUUUCAGUUUGCCAUCAUUUUCGUCCUGUGUACAGUAGGGCAGCCAGGGCCAUCCACUCCCCCUCUGGAAGCUCUUUUUAGUUUUACAGCAUAUGAAAGGUGAGAACAGGCAUGAUUUGCAGGCUGCUUACAGUAAGACUGUGAAGUGAUUCCACAGGAAGGCAGACGUCGUUUUGCAGAGACAACCUCUUCCGUGUAAAAACGUAUUGUUGGUGUAGUGUCUUUAAAACUGUUACAAGCGGAAGUGUUCGGUUGCCAUGAUGCUUAUUUUUCUGUAUUUGUUUACACAUUAAAUUCUUACAAAACAGA
Messenger RNA from Oryctolagus cuniculus (rabbit), 3080 nucleotides. The record is from RefSeq and is a predicted model, not a curated record. Lineage: Eukaryota; Metazoa; Chordata; Mammalia; Lagomorpha; Leporidae.